AUGGUGUAUGGAUGCGGCAAUUCGUGCAUCAAGCUUCUAUUCUUCAUCGUCAAUCUUCUUAUUUGCAUCUUCGGUGCAUUAGUUUGCGGAUUCUCGCUGUGGGCAAACCUUGACAAGAAUUUUGGAAGCCAUCUUGCCGAUUUCGUGCGACAAAUUGAUGGACAAGAUUAUCACCAUCUUGAUAAAAUCGCCGAGUAUCAAGCAUCGCUUUGGAUUCUCGUUGCCGUUGGUGCUCUUUUGUUCCUUGUUGGAUUCCUUGGAUGUUGCGGAGCAGCUUGCGAGAGCCCAGUUCUUUUGGGAUUGUUCUUCUUCUGCAUCGUCAUUUUGACCGCUGUUGAGCUGGGAGCCACUAUUUUCGCAAUGACUAAUCGCGAACAAUUCGUCACCGCUAUUGAGCAGGUUCUCGAGAAAUCCUCGCAAACUGCCGAUCUUCGCAUGAACAUUAAGCCAAUUCAAGAUGUGUUCCAAUGCUGUGGAGCUACGGACAAGACCCAAUAUCUCUAUAUUCAGGACGGACUUUGUGGAGCGCAACCACUGAAGUAUUCUGACAAUUGCUUUGAUCGCAUUUCUCAUAUGGUUCAAUCUUGGGGAGAAUCAAUCGUUGUCAUCGCAUUCCUUCUUCUUGCCGCUGAACUGUUCUCGUUGCUCUUCUCAUGCAUUUUGUGUCGCGCUUCUCGUGAAAUUCGCUAUUCCGCCUAUUACACCUAA
This is a messenger RNA of Caenorhabditis bovis, 708 nucleotides long. The record is from the annotation of a GenBank genome assembly. Lineage: Eukaryota; Metazoa; Nematoda; Chromadorea; Rhabditida; Rhabditidae.